UUCAUUUCCUGUCAACAAUUAGUAACAAUUACAUACGCCCGACGAUUUGCCUUUUUUCAAUUUCUCGGUUCUCAUUUAUUUGUAUCGUUUCAUGUACGUAAGUCUGCUGCAACACCAUCGCAUCGUUUCGCAGUCUAUUAAUCGAAUACAAAAUCCAAAAUAAUGGUUUGUGUUCCAUGUGUACUUGUGCCAUUGUUACUCUUUUUAUGGGGCAUAAUCAAACCUAUGUUGAAUUGGUUCAGGACACCAGUCAAAAAUGCUGAAAAUCAAAGUAAAACUGAUGAAGAUCAAAUCUGCUCCAUGUUAUCAUCCUGCCCUUGUUAUUAUAAGAACAAGUCAGUACCUGAUGACAAAAUAGAUGAAUCAAAAGAUGGUGAAACCUUACAAAAAACACCACUUGAAGUAUUGGAAAUUGAUAAAAAGAAUAUUUAAAUAUAUACUAAAGACAUCAUUAAUUUUAAGACACCAAAUGGUACACAAAUAUUAUAUCU
Sipha flava (yellow sugarcane aphid) is the source of this 491-nucleotide messenger RNA. RefSeq lists its product as uncharacterized. The transcript has 2 exons. Bases 163 to 432 code for a protein of 89 amino acids. Lineage: Eukaryota; Metazoa; Arthropoda; Insecta; Hemiptera; Aphididae. The record is from RefSeq and is a predicted model, not a curated record.